CACGAGACAAAAGUAAAAAGAAAUGAAAGAUAAAUAUAAGGACCUAAAUCAGACAGCUAAUUGUUUGCAGUUGUGAGAAAGUGAACUAUGGAGAAGCAAUUAAACUAAUGCAACAUGGAGAAAUCCAUACCAAUAAGAAACGGAGGAGAAGCACAGACAUAAUACAAAGUAGUGAAUGGAGAUCCGAGGCUGAAGAAUAUGAAAUGAUUUCCAGUCCAACUGCCUUUCACAAGUCCAGAGCUAUGGUGGAAACAGAAGCUACUGUCAAAAGAAAGAAAAGAAGGAGAAAGAGAAAAAGGAUGAACAAUUGGCUUAAACUUUCACAGUUUCAUCCUCAUCACCCAAAUCCUCUGGAAGCUGGAAAGCCUGCAUUUGACACAGAGCAGGCUGGCAAAGAUCAAUGUGUUGAUAUUGAUGUUAAGGAAAAUAAGAUGAUAGAAGUUGUACAAGCAGUAAAAUGUAGAACAGAGGGAAUUGGUGAUAAAGCAGGCUCUAAGGAGGCCAAUGAUAUGAGUUCCUCAUCUUCGGUGGAUGAUAGUUUGAUCUCGAAUAUUAGCUCUGGAACACGCAUCGGAGAUAUAGUGUCAGCAAAGGGUACAAUAAAUGUAGAUGGUGAGAUGGUCAGAACUGAGCUAAAAACCUUUGCAGCAGAAGCAACUGUUGAUGCUGGAAUGAAAGAAAUGCAUUCAUUGAAAGCUAAAUGUGUAGAAACUGUAAAAUUACCCGGAAAAUCAGCUAAGAGCACUGUGCUGCGAAACCAUCAUCAGAAACCAAGAUAUUUUGAUCCUCCAAACAGCAGCUGGACUAGGUGUCUCAGUUGCGGAGAAGAUCAUCCAGCAGCAGAAAACUGUAUGCUGCAAAAGCAUGUGAAAGCAUGCUUUCUCUGCAGGUGUCUUCGGCAUAUUGGAAAGCAUUGCUCACAGCAGGGUCAAUAUUGUUUUGUCUGCAGAGGAACGUUUGACCAAGCCAGUGAUUGUCCAAAGAAACAAAAAGAAAACAAUUUGAAUUAUAAUGUUUGUUUGAGAUGUGGAGAUUCUGGACAUGAUAUGUUCUCAUGUAGAAGUGAUUAUUCAGCUGAUGAUCUCAAGAAGAUUCGUUGUUACAUUUGCAAUGACUUUGGUCAUCUCAGCUGUGUCAAACUUCCAGAUGCAAGUCCAACAGAAGUUUCCUGCUACAAUUGCGGCCAGUCUGGCCAUUUAGGAUCUGAUUGCUCAAAGUGUCCCAAAGUUGUUCGGGGCUCAAAAUCCCCUGCUUUAUGCUACAGGUGCAGAGAGGAAGGCCAUUUUGCACGAUCUUGCACUCUCCCUAGGAAGCAUGCUAGGAGAGUUCAUGCCGAAACGAGAUCGGUGGGGUCUAGUUCUGCUCCUCCUAAUCGUGGACCUCAAAAUGAUGCCAAGGGUGCAACACAAGAAAGUCUAAUCGUCAAUAUCAUUCCAUAAAGACGGAGGUCAUUAUUAAGCUUUGACUAACCAUCUCUCAGGAGAAUCAAGGCAGAAUUCAUGACAAAAUCAUGCAACGAGCAGCCUUUGUCUGUAGUAAUCUAUCCCUGCAUCAUGGACUUCCAGGUUUAGAAGUGUACAAUCUCAAAUUUUGGUACUGAGGAUCAAUUACCCUUGAAAGACUGAAGGCUGAAUCCAGUGAAGAUUGGCAGAAGGGACACACUCUUAGAGGUAUGAAGCCAAGAUCCACCGGAAUUUGCUUAUAACACAUUUAAACUCUCUGAUUGAAAACUCCUUACAUAUAACAAUUUGUCCUCAAAAGAUAAAGAGUUUUCUGUCUUUUUGAUUAGUCAGUUUAUGCUUUUUGUCUUGUAUAUCAAAUACUGGCGGAGGAGUGGUUAUGGCUGUGUACAACUGCAACUGAAUUCGGAUACUUGCUCGUUCUUAAAAUAGAGGGAUCCCACUCUUAAAUCAGGAUUGUCAAUUUAUACCUGAUCAGCUUUAGAGAGUCGUGUUGCAUGGAUUCUCAUUGCUGACGGUCUUUAAGACUACUAAACCUCCAUUUUCUCUCUGGUAAAGACCAGGAUACAUCAAAAACUGAACUUCCAACUGAAACAAGCCAAACAAGAUCAGCAGUAUUAGGACGGGGAUUAUUAAAUCAACUUUUGUAGUAUAGAGUUCCAAAAAAAAUCAUCUUUCAUUAUCUGUAGAUUGAGAGAUUUAUGUUCAUAAAACAUAUAAAAUUUGACGUUGAUGAACUGCAGUCUCUUCCAUUGUUAAUGCAGGUUGAAAGGCUUGAUUUCAAUAGUGUUAAGGCCUUUGUAUUUAACUUCAAACACAAGUUUGUACAAUUGCUCCAAUUAAUAUUUUUUCUUUGUUUCUAUUGGCUGGGUUAGAAAUUCAUAACAACAUAAUUUCAUCUGCUCAAUAAUUGGAAAAACUCAAUUUGAUUUCUUCCUUUAAUUGUCUCUUUUUUAAGUACUAAUUAUCGGCACCAGGCAGGGCGAUUUAAUGUGGUCAAAACUACCACAUCAAGCACUCUCAUCUCUUUGUUUGCAGCAAAGAUGAAAUCAACAGCUUCAAACGAUGGCAAAAUAAGUACAGCAUAUGUAACCAAAACAGGAUAUGCUUUCUUCAAUAACAUCUCAACUUAAAUAACGGAACAUUCAUAUUAUGUCUGGAACAUAAAAUAGGUAACUUAUAAAGUACUGAAUGAAAAAACAAGUGUCCACCGCCAUGGUUUAUGCGAACUCCUACCAAUUCCUCAACGAUUGGCCUUGGCAACUCUCUCGAUUUCGUCCUUCUUCUUGAUGG
Gossypium arboreum is the source of this 2753-nucleotide messenger RNA. RefSeq lists its product as uncharacterized. Bases 108 to 1439 code for a protein of 443 amino acids. The transcript has 9 exons. NCBI's taxonomy places the organism in Eukaryota, Viridiplantae, Streptophyta, Magnoliopsida, Malvales, Malvaceae. The record is from RefSeq and is a predicted model, not a curated record. Gene Ontology annotation, molecular function: zinc ion binding; nucleic acid binding.